Molecule: messenger RNA, 792 nt
Organism: Dovyalis caffra
Lineage: Eukaryota; Viridiplantae; Streptophyta; Magnoliopsida; Malpighiales; Salicaceae
Source: the annotation of a GenBank genome assembly
AUGGAAGCGGCGGUGUGGGAUGAUGGGGUUGCUAAGAGGUGGUUGAAAAAGAAUGCGAGGAAUGAGGCAAUGGAGAUGGUUAGGGUGUAUUUAGGGGAAGCGGUAGCUGUUAAUGGGCGGGUUUUUGUUGAGAUGGUUGUGAGGAUGGGGAUAAGAGAGAGAGGUGGUGGGAAGAUGGUUAGGGUUUGUUUAGGGGAAGCGAUUACUGUUAAUGGUAUGAUGUUUGUUGAUUUGGUUGCAAGGAUGGAGAUAAGAGAGAGAGGUGGUGGUCUGUGUAUGAAGAGAAGGGAUGGACAAAAUGAGGGGGUUGAAGUAAACGUGGGUGGUGAGGAGGGGAAGGGGCUUGUAAAGAAAAGUAGGAAAGGUGGGGUUUCUGAAAAUGGAGUGCUGGAAGUUAAUGUGGGUGGCAGUUGGUUUAUAUUAAUAUCGAUGUUGGAGAGGGAUGCUCGAGUGGAGAUGGUUAGGGUUUAUUUAGGGGAAAUGAUUGCUGUUAAUGGGCCGAUGUUUGUUGAGAUGGUUGGGAAGGGGCUUGUAAAGAAAAGUAGGAAAGUUGGGGGUUCUGAAAAUGGAGUGCUGGAAGUUAAUGUGGUUGGCAGUUGGUUUAUAUUAAUGUCCAUGCUGGAGAGGGAUGCUCGAGGGGAAGCGGUUGCUGUUAAUGGGCCGAUGUUUGUUGAGAUGGUUGUGAGGAUGGAGAUAAGAGAGGGAGGUGGUGGUCUGUGUAGGAAGAGAGGGGAUGGACAAAAUGAGGGGGUUGAAGUAAAUGUGGGUGGUGGGGAGGGGAAGGGCUUGUAA